Thelazia callipaeda (thelaziosis nematode) is the source of this 1056-nucleotide messenger RNA. The record is from the annotation of a GenBank genome assembly. Lineage: Eukaryota; Metazoa; Nematoda; Chromadorea; Rhabditida; Thelaziidae.
AUGGAAGAAACUAUACGUCAAAAAUUAACAAGUGGGCUGAAGCCAUAUCAUUUGGAAAUUGAAGACAUCUCAAAUCAGUGUGGGUUGAAAUUUUGCCUCACAAUCGUUUCUGAUAGUUUUAACGGAAUUACCAGAUUGGCAUCGCAUAGGUUAGUCCAUGACGUUUUGAAGGAUGAAAUGGAUGCGCUGCAUGCAUUGGUAAUCAAGACGUAUACACGUGAUCAAUGGGACAUAAGAGAUAUGUUUGUUUAUCAAUUAUUGAAAUGGACUUCUGAUAAUCCUACAAGUGAAGACGAACAGUCAAAAGAGGAAAUUAGUGAGCAACUGAGAUCGAAAUUUGUCUCGGCUUGCACAUAUUUACCUACUGCACUCAGUGAAUUUCAAAUCUCACGCAAGAAUCAGCUUUAUUUUUACGCUCGCUAUAAACUUGUUACUGAUGGCAAAGCAGAUCCUUCUAAACGACCCAAAAUAUACGACGUAAUUGCGCGUGAGAAAUUCGAUGCGUGGUUAGCUUUAGACGACAUGUCUCGUGCAGAAGCCAUGAGACAGUACAUUGCGAAGAUGAUUGAGCUCAAUCUCGGUUGGAAUGGAACUGAAAACUAUCAUAGUCAUUAUAGGAUGAGGCCGAGUACGAUGGCUGAUUCAGAAUCCAUUGAGACCGAAUCCUCUCAAAUGAGUAUGGAACAGCUUGAGUGGUUUGAUGCCUUAGAUGAAGGCAAUAUCGAUAAGUUAAAAGACCUUUUAGAUGGCAAUCCUGGGCUACUAGAAGAAAGAGAUGAAAAUCAAUUAACUGCACUGCACUGGGCUUCUGAUCGUGGAAAACUGGAACUUGUUGAAUUCCUUACCGGUGCUGGAGCUAAUGUUAAUAUUCAAGAUUAUGAUGGACAAACACCUUUACACUAUGCUGUUUCGUGUACUCACCGAUCUGUAGUGGAUUUCUUGCUGAGGAAAGGUGCCGAUCCUGUAAUCGCCGACUUUGAAGGAAAUUGCCCGCUAGAUAUCGUUAGUGAUGCAGGUAUAAAGAAGAUGUUGGAGAACGCACUAGGGGGAAAAUAA